This is a messenger RNA of Panicum virgatum (switchgrass), 1319 nucleotides long. RefSeq lists its product as uncharacterized. Lineage: Eukaryota; Viridiplantae; Streptophyta; Magnoliopsida; Poales; Poaceae. Bases 343 to 1281 code for a protein of 312 amino acids. The transcript has 2 exons. The record is from RefSeq and is a predicted model, not a curated record.
ACACACUCUCCACCCGGACACUCUCCCACCUCCCACUCGUCACUCACUCCCCUCCCACUACCCAACAACCACCGCGGGGACCCCCGAGCUCGCACCACGCCACCGCCCCGCCCCAAGAUAUGAGAAUACUAUGAUCCCCUCCCCUCCCCUCCCCUAUUCCCACUGCCUUUGCCGUCACAUGCGCACAAGAACCCGCGCCCAGCCAAGCCGCCGCAGCCGCUUCCAUGAGCUCUGCCGUCACUUCAUCGCGACGAGCAGCAGCGGCGCCCACGGUGCCUUCUUCCUGAACCGCCGGUGAGCCGCGACCCAUCGCGCAUUGCGCCGAGAAAGCGGAAGGAGGCGAUGGCCGCCGCGAGGAGGCUCUCGGAGCUGCUGCAGGAGCAGCAGGAGCCCUUCCUCGUCGAGGCCGCCAAGGCAAGGCGGCCCCGGCGCGGCCGUGGCGGGAGCGGCGGCGGCGGCGGAGGUGCAGGAGGGCCGGGCUGCUGCCCCGCCGCCGCGUGCCGGCGGCUGCUCAGGCUCUGCAACCACGGGUUCAAGAAGCGCAAGAGCGGCGUCGCGGGCGUAGGGAGCGGCCUGCGGUCCGCGCUGAGCAAGGUGCUGUGCAGCCGGGCCAUGCGCCGGGUGCUGCGCUGGGAGGAUCUCGGCGCCGGCUGCUUCUCCGGAGCGGGCGCCGGCUGCGGCCGCGAGUUCCGCCGCCUGCGCCGCUCCCUCGGCGACAGCGGCGAGUGCGACCCUCGCGCCAUGGUGUUCGCCGAGGAUGACGCGGAGGAGGAGGAGGAGGAGCGGAUGGGGUGGAAGGCCGACGUGGACGUGGACUCGUCGCGGCAGCUCAGCCCGGUCUCCGUCCUCAACCUGCACUCCGACGACGAGGAGUCGCCGGUGCAUUCCCACUGGGAGGACGAGAAGCCAUCGACCUCCGGGAGCUCGCCUCCCUCCGAAUCUUUCCUGGGCCCGGCGUCCCCAUGCUUCAGCUUCAGCUGCAACCUCCACGACAAGUUCUGCGAGAUGGAGGUGGACGAACCCGAGGAAGGGACGGUCAGGGCCGGCAGGUCCAUAGAGGAGCAGAUCUCGUCGUGGGAGAAGAUCGCGGGGGACAUCUCGAGGAUCCCCGCGAUGAUGGAGCUGGACCUGUCGCGGUCCAUGCGGCAAUGGCGGGAGAUGGAGCCGGAGGUGAGGGAGAUCGGCGCCAGGAUAGAGACCCUCAUCUUCGAGGACAUCAGGAGCGAGACCGUCUGCGACAUGCUCGCCUCGCAUUGUACAUUGGCAGCAACAUCUUGUUGAUCGGAGUGGAGGAAGAAAGGGAAAGAGACCGGGGGGGG